AUGCAUAUUAGUUCUACAGACGAGUCUUCGAACCUCAUCGAGAUCCAGCUCGAACCCUACCUCAAGCCUUACCCUGCCUAUCUCAGCAUUUGCCCACAACCGUCCACCAUGUCUCACUCGGUCCCAGAUCUGGACUCCAUUGGCAUUAAAGCCCAUCCGGAGCUCGCAGACCAGUUUCGCCGAGAGGUUGCUCAGCUCCUGGGGCGCACCAACCUCAAUUUCCCAGGCGCACAACCAGUCAGCUUCUCGGCGAAACACCUGGCGGAGCUCCAGCGAGAAGACUACUAUGUCUGCGAAAAGACAGAUGGCAUUCGUUGCUUGAUGUACUUUGCGCACGGCGAUCCGGAGUCCGACACGCCAGAAAUUCAUUAUCUGAUCGACCGCAAGAACGACUACCGUUUCGUCCCAGGCCUGCACUUCCCCCAGCCCGGUGACUUCCAAUCAUUCCACGCGGACACUCUGGUAGAUGGCGAGCUGGUUUGCGACACGGCCAAAGAUGGCUCGCAGGAACUGAAGUACCUCGUCUUCGACUGCCUGGUGCUGGACGGACAAAGCCUCAUGCACCGCACUCUCGACAAGCGGCUAGCCUAUCUGAAAGAAAAAGUCCUCAAGCCCUACAAUGCUCUCUUCGAAAAGUUCCCCGAAGAGAAAGCCCACCGCCCCUUCGUCGUCGAAGACAAGUCCACCCAAUUCAGCUACGCAGUGGACAUGAUGUUCCGCGACAUCAUCCCUAAAGUCAAGCUCCUCCACGGAAACGACGGCCUGAUCUUUACCUGCCGCAGCACUCCCUACCGCAUUGGCACCGACGAGCACAUCCUCAAGUGGAAGCCUCCAUCCGAAAACACCAUCGACUUCCGCAUGCGCCUGGAGUUCCCCAUCUACGAGCCCGACACCGACGAUGAAGCCGACGGUAUCUCUGACCCAUACCCGGACUAUGAUGCCCUCCCGAUCUGCCAUCUCUUCGUCAUGGUCAACGCGGGCGAGCACCGACAUUUCGGCGAAAUGCAUAUCACCCCUUCCGAGUGGAAAGACAUGCAAGCGCUGAACGUCCCGCUCGACGAUGCCAUCGUCGAAUGCUACAAGGACGAGAAUGGUCGCUGGCGCUUCCAUCGCAUCCGCGACGACAAGAAUGAUGCGAAUCACGUCUCGACGGUCGAGAAGGUUCUCGAGAGUAUCGAGGACCGGGUCACAGAGGAGGACCUGAUCCGUGCUGCGCCGGCGAUCAAGGCGGCUUGGAAGAAUCGGAACGAUCCUCAUUCGAAGCCGAGGGGGAUGCCGCCGCCUGCGAAUGGGAAUGGCGUUAAAAGGAAGUAUGAGGAGUGA
This is a messenger RNA of Penicillium chermesinum, 1323 nucleotides long. RefSeq names its product mRNA guanylyltransferase. The record is from RefSeq and is a predicted model, not a curated record. Gene Ontology annotation, molecular function: ATP binding; mRNA guanylyltransferase activity. Lineage: Eukaryota; Fungi; Ascomycota; Eurotiomycetes; Eurotiales; Aspergillaceae. Gene Ontology annotation, biological process: 7-methylguanosine mRNA capping. The transcript has a single exon. Gene Ontology annotation, cellular component: mRNA capping enzyme complex. Bases 1 to 1323 code for a protein of 440 amino acids.